AGGCGCCCCGCCGAUGCUCUCGCCGCUGCCGCCGAUGGGCACGGGCCCGCUGCCGAUGACGGGCCCGGGCCCGCUGCCGAUGGCGAUGACGGGCCCAGGCCCGCUGCCGCUGGCGAUGACGGGCCCGGGCGGGCUGCCCGGGCUGGCCGGCGGGCUGCCUGGCAUGACCGGUCCCGGCGGGCUGCCCGGGAUGACCUGCCCUGGCGGCGCGCUGCCGGUGUUGCAGCCAAUGACGGGCCCGGGCCCGCCGGGCAUGGACUUCCCGGCGCCGCCCCCCGGCGUCGUGUUGGGGCCGCCGCCGAUGCAGGGGCAGCCUCCCGGGCCCCCGGCGCUGCCGCCCCUGCAGUUCCCGCCGCCCGGCCCCCCGGGCCCGCCCUCGGGGCCCCCGGGGCCCCCGGGCUCGCCGGGGCCCCCGGGGCCGCCGGGGCCGCCGCCUAUGCAGCCGCCGGGCGCGCUGCCCGCGGUCGCGCUGCAGCCGCUGCCGCCGCUGCCGCAGAUGCCGGCGCUGAUGCAGGCCCCGGGCCAGGCGCCGCUGCUGCAGGCCCCGGGGCAGGCGCCGAUGCAGCCCCCAGGGACGGCGCCGAUGCAGCCUCCGGGCCAGGGGGCGGCGCCGAUGCAGCCCCCGGGGCAGGGGCAGAUGCAGCCCCCAGGGCAGCCGCCAGCUGCCGCGCAGGCGCCAGCGCCCCCACCGUCGGCGCCGGAUGCCAGCAGCAGCAGGGCCGGCGACACGCGGCGAACGGGGCGCGCGGGCGGCUUCAGCGACGCGCCCCCCGCUCCGCAGCAGGCGGCGGGCGGCUUCAGCGACGCGCCGCCGCCGGCGCCGCCGCCGCAGACAGGCCCCUCCGGCGGCGAGCCCGCCCCCCGCGGCGGCUUCAGCGACGGCCCGCCCCCCGGCGGCGCUGCCGCGCCGCCCACGGGCUUCUCCGACGCCCCGCCGCCGUCCCGGGGCGGCUUCAGCGACGGCCCGCCGCCAGGGGGCGGCAUGGCCCAGAUGAUGCCAGCGCACGCCCCGGCGAUGCCCCCAGUGGUCAACCCAGGCGCCGGGACGCUGGUCGGCGAGGUGCGGUACGACUUCCCGGAGCACGCGCAGAGGGCCCUCAACGAGCUGAACGGGGGCAACCUCGCGGGCGGCAUCAUCGGCGUUCACAUGCACAAGAUGAACAACCCGCUCGGCACCAAGCUGCUCGUGACGGGCAUCCCUGCCACUUGCCACUGGUCCGUGAUGAAGAACUUCUUCGCCACCGUUGGACAAGUGGCCUUCGCCAACAUCAACGACGGAUCCAAGGCAGGCGGCGCCGACAUGAGCAUGGGCCGGAACCCGGGUCCCAGGGGCAGGCGCUGACGCUGGGCCUGCUCGUGGCCAGGCGGAGGCCCCCGCGGUGCCCGCAGCGAGGCCGCCGCGCGGCCGCCGCCUGCGCUCCGCUCCCAGAGGUUGGCUGCACAAGGCGGCCGGGCGCUUCCCGCCGGCCGGCCUCCGCGCCGCCGCCCGACGCCGCCGCGCCGCCGCGCC
Messenger RNA from Prorocentrum cordatum, 1510 nucleotides. NCBI's taxonomy places the organism in Eukaryota, Dinophyceae, Prorocentrales, Prorocentraceae. The record is from the annotation of a GenBank genome assembly.